AUGCUUGAGCACCUUGCAGCUCUGAAAGAGCUUCGUCAAUUAAUUCUUUCCAGUUGGACAACCGCCGGUUUGGAUGCGGUAAUCUGCCCUGUUGCCGGGUUCGCCGGCCCUCUUCCUUUGGCCCCAAAAGCCUCGUUCACCGGAAUGCUGAGUUAUGCUAACCUUACAAAUGUGCUCGGCUGCCCUGCUGGCGCUCUUCCUUCAGGCUACCGAGUUGACCAGAAUCUCGAUCUGCGGCCACUUGAACAAGCAGUUGCCAAAACUCCGGUUCGGAAGACUGUGGCACCGAAUGCGGAGGGCGUCUACAUGACGGAGGAUGAAGCAUACCCGACACACUCACCCUGGCAUCGCUCAAUGCCCGGAGUAAGUCUUCGUCUCGUCUGUACCCUAUUCUUCCUGGCGCUUUGUCGAAUAAUGAACGGGAGGGAAGGUAGGACUAUGUUAGGGGGUAACGACGUCGAGCUCACAAAUAUCUGUUCCUGA
Messenger RNA from Protopolystoma xenopodis, 483 nucleotides. NCBI's taxonomy places the organism in Eukaryota, Metazoa, Platyhelminthes, Monogenea, Polystomatidea, Polystomatidae. The record is from the annotation of a GenBank genome assembly.